GAAGCUGAAGAUAAUUCAACAACAUUUGUGGGAAAUCAUAAGAUUAAAAAAUUUGACCAACUUUUCAGUUGAUUUCGCUGAUGUAUUGACCUUCAAUAGCUAUAUCAACAAGGCUGAUGAAUCUGAACUCUUGAAACAUAUUGAUUUUUUUCUAUUUGGAGUAAGUCAUAAAUAUGAUGGACAUAAUGCGGAAAAUGAGAGCAUGGAGAAAGUUAUAUUGCCUGGUAAUGCAAACUAUUUGGGAAUUGAUGGUUGUAAUUUCAUCCAACUGUCAGAUAUUUUUCACUGGGAUGAUUUAAGACAUUUGAAAGUGUGUCGAAUCCAAAGCUGUGAUGAAAUGGAGUGGAUUGGGAAGGAUGGAGAAAUUGUUCUUCCUAGCUUACAAAAGCUUUGUUUAUACGAACUUCACAGUUUUAAGGGUUUGUGUAAAGAAAACGUCCAUGAGGAAACCCUCAAAAACUUGAGAAAGUUGUGCAUUGUUAAAUGUCAAAAGUUAAAAUAUCUGAUACCAAUUGAUUUUCUAGAGAACAACCUUAAAAAUCUCGAAGAAAUAUCAAUAGAGGAUUGCUAUGAGAUGGAGAAUAUAAUUUCAGGGGAUGCUAGUGCAGCUAUCACUAUCCUUCCAAAUUUAAAGAAAUUGAAGUUAUGGAACUUGCCAAAGUUAACAAGCAUUUGCCCAGGAAAAUUGGCUUGUGAUUCACUUCGUGAAAUCCAAAUAAUAGAUUGUCCUAAGGUGACGAAGCUGGCAUUCUCGAUAAACAAUGUAUCGCCUGACGGCUUAAGGAUCAUAGGGAGCGAAGAAUGGUGGGAAACAUCAGAAUGGGAAGAUCCACAGUUGAAAGAACUUCUUCAACCUUGCUUUGAGAGUGAUGAGCUGUACAUAUUUAGUGACAUGUUCAGGGAGCACGUCAGUUGGUCAGAUUUGUUGAAGGAAAAAAUGGUCAACAUUGGAAAGCUUGAGUAUCAAGCUUGAGAAGAGUGAUGUCUUUAGUUUAAUUCAUAUUAUUAAUUGUAUUUGAUUUGAGUGUUGUUGGGCUUGUUCUAUUACGAUGUUAUUUGAUGAAUGUUGGAGUGUUUGUGACUUACUAUUGUAUAUUUAUGUUGAAAUAUUGUGGUCUUGCAGAUUAAUUCUCUUUAAUAGAGUUUCUAAAGUGGAUCUGGGUGAUAGCCCCCAUGAACAUAUCAAGUAUAGUAUUUGUUGAAGGUCUUGUUUCAUUCUAACUCUUGAUAUUAUAUAUUGUUUCAAUUAAUUCGUUGUUGUUA
Molecule: messenger RNA, 1263 nt
Organism: Dioscorea cayenensis subsp. rotundata (Guinea yam)
Lineage: Eukaryota; Viridiplantae; Streptophyta; Magnoliopsida; Dioscoreales; Dioscoreaceae
Product: disease resistance protein RPS2-like
Exons: 3
Coding region: 203-973 (256 amino acids)
Source: RefSeq, a predicted model, not a curated record